AUGUCCUUUAAUUAUUCUUCAUUCUCAUUUGAGCCAACCACCCCUCCACAAUUCGCAUUCGAGGAGCCAUUGAUCACUGCUCCAUUCAAACUUGGUCAUUCUCGAUCAAGUUCACAAGUGUCAACCUACUCACAGGUUUCGUCGCCAUCUGAUUCUAUUAGCAUCGCAAGUACCCGGAUGACGACUCCUGCACGAUCACCAAUUAGACAGCAUGGUCCCUUGCUGUUACCUAAGAUUCGUCCGCAAGAUCAGGAUAUCAAUGCUUUCCCCUCAACUGGAACGCGAGUAACAAAAACUUCAAGAAAGAAUGCUGCUAUUCAUGCAUUCAAACCUUCUCAUAAUAGGAGCUACACGAAUCCCGAGACAGUCGUUUUUCACUCCGAUGUUUUCCCUUCCAGUUCCAGACCAAUGUCUACUCUUUGCUCACCAAUGCAUGCUGUUCAAUCCAUUGAAAGUCAACAACAUAGACGUUCCUCAAGUUCCAGUCUUGACGGUCAAACAUUGGGCAAAUAUGGAUUCCCAACUUACCGUCAAAUGCCAAAUUACAUCCAACAAUCUCCCAAUAUGUCAGUCAUGGAACCAUACUCACCACAACCACAUGAGCGAUACCCAACUCCUGCACGUGAGCCUUCUCCACUUGCUCAAAGCAUCAAUAUAAACGAUGUUACACCUUGCCAUCUCGACAACGGAACAACAACCAACCUCGCCACAUACCUCACCUCCCAAAACCCCGCUCCAGCCCUAGUUUGUCAACUCAACAUCCACGUCCGUGAUAGCAGCGCCAAACAUUUCUGGUGGGACGUCCGUCAAAUUCGACCCUGGACCUCUUUCAACGCCAAUACCAUCGCAUCCAUCCCCGGUUUCCACGAUCUCCUCAACGUAAGUCUCCCAACCAGCAUGUUCCACCAACCAACUCGCUCUUGCGCCAACCCGGAAACCGAAGCCGAACUCCAAAACAUCUACACUUCAUUCUACGCUACAAAAUGCAACCACGCUCUCUCCAUUUCCCAAGGAAAUCGUCAUCUCAUGAUGCGUUCCUCAUCCUCUGGACAAAAAUCCGGAGAUCCAUCCUUCAUCUCCAAUUACACGGAUGAUAAUUCUCAACUCAUUUAUGGACGUGGUCUCGGUCGAGUAGUUGGCCUUGUCAAAUCUUUCGAUCGUUGGAACACCGGGAUGCGCGUUGAGGGUAAUCAUCGCAAAGUGGAGUAUCUCCGCGGUUUAGCGCAUCUCCACAAAUGCAUGCGAGAACACAACUGCCGCUACGGAUUCAUCAUGACAGAAAUAGAACUCGUCGUCGUCCGCAACGGCUCGGAAUUAAUUCCUCAUUUUGGAUAUCUAGAAGUUCAAACGAUUCAAUUGGCUGCUCAUGAUAAUCCCCACACGUCAACGUAUUCCGAGGUCGAGGGAUCAUUUGGUCGCGGCGAAAUCGGAGAGGAUUAUUCCUCGGGAAAAUGUCUAAAGAUGACGGCGUUGAUGGCGCUUUGGUAUUUGCAUAUGUUGGCCCGAGAUGAGAUUCUUCCGGGUCAAGUGGGGUGGAAGAGUGAGAUUGGGGCGCCGGCGGAGGGGACGCGGAGGAAAGUUUUGCCGAAGGAUGACUGGAUUCCGGAGCCGCAGUUAGCGGAGAAGAGGGAGGCGAAGAGGGGGAGAGGGUGGGUUUGGCCUGAGGAGAGUGUCGGUAGAAAGGAGUUGGGGAAGAGAGGUGUUAGGUAUUAG
Molecule: messenger RNA, 1713 nt
Organism: Sclerotinia borealis F-4128
Lineage: Eukaryota; Fungi; Ascomycota; Leotiomycetes; Helotiales; Sclerotiniaceae
Source: the annotation of a GenBank genome assembly